UUUUCCAUUGACAACUACAUAUUUUAAAUUAAUGAUGUUAAUAUAAUUCUAUUUUCUUUCUUGUGCGGAGUUUCAAAAUGUUUUAUCUUGUUCUAAUCUUCUUGCAUUGACAUAUUUAUUUUCCUUCUCUUGCUUGUUCUUCUUCCCUUCUCUGUUACUACCUCCCUUUUGUUAGCUGCAGGUAAGCAAGUUUCCUCUCUUUGUUAUGAAUUUUGGCAACAGGGAAUUAUAUGAACACAAACACAAAGGAUGUGUGAUAAAAGGGAAAGAUAGAGGAACUAAAUACCAGAAAGAGAGGCUGAGCAAGAGGGAAGAUUGUUUGGUGUUUGAUUGCAAAAUCUGUUUUUCUUUUUCUUUUUCUAUUUUUUUUUUUCAGGUUAGAAAAGGUUGGAUUCAAAUGGGAAAUCUAUUAUGUUGUGUACAAGUUAACCAAUCCACAGUUGCCAUCAAAGAGAGAUUUGGCAGGUUUGAUGAAGUACUUGAACCAGGAUGCCACUGUCUGCCUUGGUGCCUAGGAAGUCAGCUGGCUGGCCAUCUCUCACUCAGGUUGCAGCAAUUGGACGUGCGUUGUGAAACCAAGACAAAGGACAAUGUGUUUGUCAAUGUUGAGGCAUCUGUUCAAUACCAGGCCCUGGCUGAUAAGGCCAGUGAUGCUUUCUACAAACUUAGCAACCCAAGAGCCCAGAUUCAGGCUUAUGUUUUUGAUGUGAUCAGAGCAAGUGUUCCCAAGCUGGACUUGGAUGAUGUUUUCGAGCAAAAGAAGGAAAUUGCAAAAGCUGUUGAAGAUGAACUUGAAAAGGCCAUGUCCGCGUAUGGGUAUGAAAUUGUUCAGACACUCAUUGUCGAUAUAGAACCAGACGACCAUGUCAAACGUGCAAUGAAUGAAAUUAAUGCUGCUGCAAGGCUGAGAGUAGCAGCAAACGAGAAAGCGGAAGCAGAGAAAAUUAUACAGAUAAAGAGAGCAGAAGGUGAGGCUGAGUCCAAGUAUCUCUCAGGAGUAGGUAUUGCCAGGCAGCGCCAAGCAAUUGUCGAUGGUUUAAGAGAUAGUGUGCUAGGAUUCUCAGAAAAUGUGCCUGGAACCACUGCUAAGGAUGUUCUUGACAUAGUCCUCAUCACCCAGUACUUUGACACCAUGAAGGAAAUUGGAGCUUCUUCUAAAUCUUCAUCUGUAUUCAUUCCUCAUGGACCUGGAGCCGUUCAUGAUGUUGCCGCACAGAUUCGAGAUGGGUUGCUUCAGUCAUCUUCCCUCUAGAACUCUCUAAAUCUUUUGUAAGUCUUGCACCAGGUUAGAGAGUGAAAAAGACCUUUUGCUCCUUCUCCAGGAUUUCUCUGGUCUCUGGAAUGUUUUAAAAAAUUGAGUUCCACAAGUAAUACAUAAGCUUGCUAUAAACUUUAAUGUAAAA
Messenger RNA from Mangifera indica (mango), 1403 nucleotides. RefSeq names its product hypersensitive-induced response protein 1-like. Lineage: Eukaryota; Viridiplantae; Streptophyta; Magnoliopsida; Sapindales; Anacardiaceae. The transcript is spliced from 5 exons. The coding region runs from base 206 to 1252 and encodes 348 amino acids. The record is from RefSeq and is a predicted model, not a curated record.